Tribolium castaneum (red flour beetle) is the source of this 12110-nucleotide messenger RNA. RefSeq names its product cAMP-dependent protein kinase 1. The transcript has 2 exons. NCBI's taxonomy places the organism in Eukaryota, Metazoa, Arthropoda, Insecta, Coleoptera, Tenebrionidae. Gene Ontology annotation, biological process: protein phosphorylation. Gene Ontology annotation, cellular component: nucleus. The record is from RefSeq and is a predicted model, not a curated record. The coding region runs from base 330 to 1391 and encodes 353 amino acids. Gene Ontology annotation, molecular function: protein serine/threonine kinase activity; ATP binding.
GGUGGCGUCCUCUCUUAUCUCCCCAUUAAACCGUGUAAUUGACUUGCGAGCGAGUGUCUUCGCUUCAAUCCCCAAAUGAAGUGAAAAUCUGGGCACUUGGUAGCCAUUUUAUCGUUAGCUCGUUGGUUUUUCGGCGUGUAUUUUGAAUUUGUGUUGCCCGUUUUAAUCAGUGUCUGUGCCUCAAUCGUGCGAGAUAAACUCAAUAAUGCGUGUGUACGGAUCGUUGUGUUGACACAAACCAAACGCGACAUCCGCUCCGAGCUCAUCCUUGGUGCUUCAGGCGGUGUUAGAAAUCAAUCGAAGCCCUGGAAGGUGUCCAAGUCCAAACCAUGGGCAACAAUGCCGCAACGGCGAACAAAAAGGUCGACUCCGCCGAAAGCGUGAAGGAGUUCCUCGACCAGGCCAAGGAGGACUUCGAGGAGAAGUGGAAGAAGAAUCCGACAAACACCGCCUGUUUGGACGACUUCGAGCGCAUUAAAACCCUAGGUACGGGUUCAUUCGGACGUGUAAUGAUCGUCCAACACAAACCCACGAAAGAGUACUAUGCGAUGAAAAUCCUCGAUAAGCAAAAGGUGGUCAAGUUGAAGCAGGUGGAGCACACCCUCAACGAGAAGCGCAUCCUGCAGGCGAUCAGUUUCCCGUUCCUAGUCAGUCUGCGGUUUCACUUCAAAGACAAUUCGAACUUGUACAUGGUGUUGGAGUAUGUGCCUGGAGGAGAGAUGUUUUCGCAUUUGAGGAAAGUCGGACGCUUCUCUGAGCCACAUUCGAGGUUUUAUGCUGCCCAAAUUGUGCUCGCUUUCGAAUACUUGCACUAUCUAGAUCUGAUCUACAGGGAUCUGAAACCGGAGAAUCUUCUCAUCGACUCGCAGGGAUACCUCAAGGUCACCGAUUUCGGGUUCGCUAAACGCGUCAAAGGUCGCACCUGGACCUUAUGUGGUACCCCCGAAUAUCUCGCACCGGAGAUCAUCCUCAGCAAGGGUUACAACAAGGCGGUGGACUGGUGGGCACUAGGUGUCCUAGUCUAUGAAAUGGCGGCUGGAUAUCCUCCAUUUUUCGCCGACCAACCCAUUCAAAUCUACGAGAAAAUCGUUUCGGGGAAAGUGCGUUUUCCCUCACAUUUCGGUUCCGACCUGAAGGAUCUCCUCCGUAACCUACUCCAGGUGGAUUUGACAAAACGUUACGGUAAUUUGAAAGCCGGCGUUAACGACAUCAAAGGUCACAAGUGGUUUGCGUCCACUGAUUGGAUCGCGAUUUUUCAAAAGAAGAUUGAAGCACCUUUCAUACCCAGGUGCAAGGGACCUGGAGAUACGAGUAAUUUCGACGAUUACGAGGAGGAGGCGUUGCGUAUCUCUUCGACGGAGAAGUGCGCCAAGGAAUUUGCGGAGUUUUGAAUUUUUUUAUGUGUAAGUAGCCUUGCCAUUUCCUCAGGCUAUUGACGGACUUCCAGCCGAGGGUUUUUGUAAGAUUGGUGAUUCUGCACCUAAUUGUACAGGGUGAGUCAUUUAUACGCAUUCACUUGGGUAUGGUAGUUUUUGCCAAAUAAAAAUAAUUCCAGUGAAAGUUUUUUUAGUAAUUUAAUAACAUAAGAUUGAAAAUGUACUGUGUUAGAGAAAAUUGUGCUUGCAGAGCUUUAGCCACAUUUUAGCCGUUUAUUUAUGACCACACUUAUGUUGUCUUAUGCUGGUUUUACACAGCAUAAGAUGUGGCUAAAGUUACACUUCACUUUCAAGGCUUGCUCUAAUUUAGUACAUUUUCGGUCGCAUGUUAUGUAGUACCGAGCAAUGAAAAUGAGGGUGCUUCGAGCGUUAAGUUAAAUUUAACCAAUUUACUAAUUACUUGGAAAAAAUACAGAAGUGUUGAGCUUUGCAUUCUCAAUAUACUGCGACUAAAACUAAAAUUUUCACGUGAAACAUGAUAAAAAAAUAUUUAAAAUUAGCGCUUCGCUCCAUAAACGAUUAAAGGUACAAGAAAAAUCGUGGGUUUAAAGGUAAAAAUAAUAAUUAAUUGGUAAAUAUAAAAAAACAAAAUAAUUCAAGAAGUUAUUUCUACAUAAAUGCUAUUUGCCAAUAAGUGAACGUAAUGUUGAACAAUUGCAGUAAGACGCUCAUGUGCACUUAAUCAAUUUCUUGUGCAAGUAUUGCAUGUACUACAGUGAAGUAAUGCCAUAUAUUGCCAAAAAUUAUUUAAUAUUGUCAAGUAUUGUUUUACAUUACUUCCACAAAAAGCCAAAAUAAAAAGCCGUAUAUUACAUUGUACCCAUGGAGGGAGAAACUUGUGGAAGGAUAAACUUGUGGAGGGAGCAUAAGCGAGAAACUGCGGUCCUUGCACAAACACCUUUUAUAACUCGUUCAAACUGCGCGCGCUAACUUUCUUUCUCACUUGAAAUUUUAAACCAGUGGUGUAAUUCAUUAUUUAAUUUUGGGGGCAUUUGCAAAGUUUGCAGCUCCUCAUUGUCAAAAAACACCAACCGUUAAUAGUACUAACAAUUAACACUAUUACGUGUCAUUACUUAAAACUACCAUAAUGUAUUAAAACAAAAACUGUUUAAUGUUUAAAGUAAAAAGAACUUAAAUAUUCUGACGUUAUAGAAUGUUUCUGCCUUUAGGCGGGAAAUACAGAAUGUUUGUAGGUUGUCACUUUCUCUCCACACGUUUCUUCCUCCACGCUACAUCUAAAAGUAUAAAUGUGCAAUAUCUAAAUACUGAUUUCAAGAAAGAAAUUUACACGAAACAAUCCAAAAGUAAACAUUAAUCGAUUUUAUUUUUUCCGUGCCUAAUAAAAGUAACACUUAAUUUGAAAUUAAAACUUUUGAUUUUUAUUUUUAAAGUUUAUUUUACCGUAUCUCGAAAACGAGCAUUUGCUAUUAAAUACUUGAAUGUUUUUACUAUGCAUGUGAAUUUUUUCAAAAAUUGCCUACAGUUGCUUAUACAAAUCACAACUAAAUAAUGAAUAUAGUUUAUAUUUUCACCUGAGGAUGACCACUUUGUGGUUGAAUAUAGAGUCAAUGAAAAAAAUAUUUUUUUAAUAUUUGUACUGACAUUCCGAAAUCAACGAUGCUUGAAUUAUGAUUUCUGCCAGCAAGAAUUACGUAGUCUCAAAAAAGCCUCUAAUUACCUUACAUUUAAAUUGUAACAAAAUUUUAAUUCACGAUUUAUUUAACCCAUUCCAAGUAAAGUGAAUCGCAACUUAAUUCAUAUUAGUUAUUAAUUAAUUAAUUCUUAGUGUUCUGUUAAAUUUAACGGCAAUUUACUUUACAAAAUUCAAUUUCAUCGCGAAUAAAUUUAAAAUUUUAUUAGGAUUAUGUGCGCUUCAAAGUGAAUAAACUUUAAUUUUAGUACUUUUUUUGGGGUCACCGACAAUUUUUUAAUGAUUUUUUUUACAAAAUAACAUCUAAUAUUUAAUAAUAAUUAUAAUGGAUUUAUAAGGGUCGGUUUAUAGAAGCGUCAUUAAGUUAAUCUGCAAUUAAAUGCGUGAUUAACUGAUUAAACUAAUUCAAAUUAAGUUGUCAUUUAUUUUGCAUUUAGAAACGUCAAGUUAAUCGCUAAUUAAAUUUUAAUUGCGAUUAAAACGUUUCUUAGACUUUUUUUACUGAACAUUUUACGAAAUUUUGAUUGGCGUUUACAUUUAAAUGGCAACUUUUUUGAAUUAGUUUAAACCUGAAUUAUAUUUUAAUUCGCCUUCUGUAAACCUGUCAUUGUAUUAAUUUCUUAAUUUUAAUUGUAAGGAAUUGUAGAAAUAAUUCGGAAAAAUUCACAUGUACAUAGAGAAAAACAUAAAGUAAUUUAAUAACAAAUGUUGAUUAUUGUAUGGUUGUUAAUUUUUGAAAUACAGUAAAAAUGUACAUGAAGAAAAACUUUCAAUGACUGUUUCGCUUUUACGUUCACUUUAUUUCAUCAUCUUCAACUUUUAAUUAUUUUAAAAACAUUAUUUUUCUUUCAUGAAAUUUUAGCUUUGAUUUACAUUUUCCAAAACACUCAAAUUUAAAUGGUUUUUUUGACCUUUCUGUGGAGUGUAAUCUUUCAAAUUUAGUUUAUUCACUUACAAUAAGCAAGUUUUUAUUUCCGUUUUUAAUUUAAUAUGUAUUUAAGUUCCACUACUAGUUUAGUUCUUCUUUACCUUUACUUUUUUUAUGUUCAAUAGUGGAGUACAUAGAUUGUAAUGUUCUGUAAAAGGAACAGCUUUGUGCUUUAACAAAAAAUGCAAUAUGAUGACUAUUUUACUAAGAAAUUUAAUUCUCUACAACUUUCCUCCAAAAAGUUUUUUCGGAUGUGUAAUCGUAUUGACUCGUUUGAGUGCAAAUUGGUGGAAGUUGGAACUUUUUUUAAAUAUAGUUGACGAUAUAAUUUUUGCAUUCAUGUUAUGUCUUACCAUUGAGAAUUUAAUUCUCUACAUGUCUGUAUUUUUUGUUAGCCUUGUGCUAACCGUUAUUAAAAUACAGCCAUUUUUUUAAAAUUCGUUGCUUUGAAAACAGAAAACUGCGCCCUCUAGCGACAUUAAUGGAACUAUUGAGAAUGGGGCCGUUUUAUUUGUACGUUGUUUCGUAUCCUAAUCUAUAGUAAUCCAUAAUCUUGACUAAGCUACGCAUGUACUUCUUUAAUUUGCCAAUUAAUCUCCGAAAAUAUUUUUCUUUUUUUUUUCUUUACCGGUUUGUCACCGUGAAGAAAAAUUAUUUCUUUACCGGUUUGUCACCGUGAAGAAAAAUUAUUUCUUUUUUCUUGUUUUACAUGUAACUUAUUUUUGAUUAUAACCUUAUAACCGAGAUCAUAACUUAUUUUUACGUAACACUACCGAAUGUCAAAUUUAAAAGCUUAAUUUUGCUUUUAUUACGCAAUAUGUAGGACACUAGAAAACUUUUACUGGAAUGAAUUUUGUUCACCAUUCGUUAUUAUUUGGCCUACGUUUAUGUGUAUAAGACUCACCCUGUAUUACUACUUUCUUUUCGAAUCCUAUGCAAGUAUUACGUGAUGGAGAUUUUUAUGAUUAGUGGUUAUUUUUAUUUUUAAUUGUAAAUAUUGUAUAAUAGCCGGGCUAGGUUGCACUAUUUACAUUAAAUAGUGGGCAGUUUAUUUCUCUUUCUCUUACUAUUAAUUAAACGUGGGUGCAGAGUGUCCAAUCUAAGCUGUGAAUUCGCAUUAUGGUACAAACCUACCUUUUUAAUUGUAAGAUCAAGACCUUUAGCGACAAUUGCCUGUCACACUUCCAUAGUACUCUGAUUCAAUCAUUGUUAGUAAUUUGACAAAACAGUUUUUAUUUUUAAAUUCAUAAAGCACCCAAACAUGUCUCCUAGUCACUACUAUGUAGUUACUAUACAUUUAUUGUUACUAAUAAUGGUUAUUAUUAUCAUGUAUUCAUACAAAUAUGCAAUAUACAUAGUUGAAACAAGUUUUGUUCAUUUAUUUAAAGAAGAAAAAAGACAGUUUAGUAACAACACACAAAUAUCCUUUAUAUGUAUAUAACGAGUUUCAUCUUUAUUGGAAAGAGUUAUUUCAAGGAUGUUCAAAAAAUAAUUGCAGCAUGUGAAAAUAAGAGUCCAAGGCCAAUAAUGCUGGGGUUGUUUUGUUUUUUGUGAUGAUGAAUCGACAAAGUUUCUUGUGAAAUUGAAUUGGCAACUUUGAAUAAUAAGUGCCAAAUAAAAACAUUAAAAACACUAUUCAAUAUUGCCAACUUGAUUUCAUAAUCACGGACCACUUUAAGCCGAAAUUUAAUUAAACGCGUGAUAUGUUUUUUUGUUGUCACAUUGGAAUUUAUUGCAUCCUGAGUGCAUACACGUUGUUUUUAAUGGAGCUAUUUAAAGAGGACCAUAAAAUGAUAUAAAGGUGCAAGAUAAAAAAUUUACUGACGCUGAAAUGUACAGAAUGAGUCUUGUAAAAGUAUAUUUGCAUAAAUUGUUUCAGAUUUUUUAAAAUUAAUUCGCUGAAAAAACUGGAAAUGAAUUUUUUUAAAAACUUUGAUUACCUAUCUGAUGACCCAGUUAACUGAAAUUUUGCAGACAUACGUAAUCUUUGUCACAUUACGAUAAUAUUUACUUUAAUUAAUACUUUACAAGUGAUUAACAAUUUUUAUAAACAGUUAUCAGUAAGACAGCUCUUAAUUUUUACCUAUUAUUAUAAAAUUUUGUUAUUUUUUUUUAUACCGACUCAAAAGUAACGCACAAAAAUCAUAUUUUUGUUAUGUGUCAUAUUUCAAAAAAUCCUCGAGUAUGUUGAUUUUAUUCUUUUAAAUCACAAUUGAUAUUUUUAGGUUUUAGAUAGUCCACAUUUUUGUCUUUCUAAUAAGUAUUAAAAAAAUUAAAAAAAAACAAAAAAAACUAAAAAAUAAAAUUUAAAAAGUUGUUGAGAUUAUUACACAAAGCUUCAUCUUUUCUGUCUUGCUUUAUUUUAUAAGGGGUAAUUGUUUUUUGUUUAUUUUUGUGUUUAGGUGUCAUUUUAAGUGUUUUCGUGCUAAUUAUACAAAAAAAAAUACAAAAAACAAUUGCCGCUUAUAAAAUAAGUCAAGAAUAAAAAAAUAAAGAGCCCAUUAUGUUUAAUUGUCAAUAUUAUUUUAUUUUGUUAAGUUUAUUCUUUUAUUUAUUUUUAAUUUUUUUGUUAUUAUCAUAAAGAUAAUGGUAUACUAUCUAAAACAGUGAAUAAAAACGUUGGUUGCCAUUUACAAAAAUUAAAAUGACGUCAUUACUGAAAAACGAAUGACAUCAUAAAUGUCACUGAAGUCAAAAUGUAACAUUUAAGAAACAAAAAGCGACCUGUUUGAAUUUUUUUUUUUUGAAAAAUGACUAUUAAAGAAGUAACUUUUGUUCGUUACUUUUGGUUCAGUCUGUGUAAUUAUACAGAAAAGUUUUAUACAGAAAAGUUUUAAAAAAUAAAUUACUCAAAAAGUAAAAAAUGUAAAUUUUAAUACCAACAAAAAAAUACAAACAAAAAAAUUCUUCAUCAAAAAUACAUUUUUUAAGUGCCUGAAACUUGAAACUUCCGGUUUAAUUUUUUUCAAGUGUAUUUAAGAAAAAAUGUACAGUUGCGAUAAAAAAUAAUGACACAUCUAACACCGCAGUCACAAAUCUUUUUGUUAUAAUACGGUUAAUCUGUACGUUUGGCUAGUUUAUAAAUUAGCUGAAUAUUGUGUAAACUAUCUGGACAGUUUGUAAACUAACCUGUUUAUUGAAGUAUAUGACCCAAAAGAUCUUAGUCGGACUUUUAUAUCAAGUCCGAUUGGUAGGGGUGUCAUUCUUUUUGAUCGUGACUGUACCACUAGUUGAUAACUCAGAAACAAUUUUUUACUUUGAAAAAAUAAAAUUGGCUUGUUCCAGAAUUUUUGUCAAAUCAAAAUAUUUCCAGUUUUAAUAAGAUUGUAUAAUGUCGUUUUUUAUUAUUUCUAAUGACAUUUUGGAAGAAAUGAUGUCGCUAGUUCCUUAAAAAACUUUUUCAGUGAAUUAAUAAUCAAUAUUCAAUAAUUAUGAGGCAUUGUAGAAAAAUGUGCUUUAAAUAUUUUAAAGUAAAGUAAAAAUAUACUUUUAACAGACUUAGAGCCGGUUUACAGAAAGCGAAAUUAAGAUUUAAUUCCAAAUUAAACUAAUUUGAAUUAAGUUGCCAUAUAAAAUGCAUUGACAAAUGUCAAGUUAAUCGCGAUUAAAAUUUAAUUGCAAUUAAAAUGUUCUGUAAACCGGCUCUAAACCUGUAUUUUUUAAAUAACAAAAUGUAUGGAACUAAGUUGUGUUUUGAGUUGGAAUACUUUACUAAUUUAUAUUUUAUAUUUCAUCAAGUGUCAGGUCAGUCAAUUAUUUAGCCAAUUAUAAUUUUGAGAUGCCGUUGUGAGUUUGAAAAAAUAACUCACAAACACGUUUAUCGUGCUUUAUAGUUAUUUUUUUCUGUAACGCUGGGUUCCAUGCUUUUUGUAUGUACAUCUUGUGACCUUGACUCACUUUGCACAAUUAGUAUUUAUUUUAAAAUAUUAGUAAUCAAAUAAAUUUGUCUGUGAUGCGACCGUUCUCAUUUAUCACAACUUGAAAUUACAAUAAUAUUAAUAGAAAUUUUUACGUAAUAAAAGGUGUUGGACGAGUUUCACGAAAUAAACAGAUUUCAUCAUCAUUUUCUAAACAGGACAACUCGACUAGAAUUAUACUUUGGUGAAAGGGUGAUCAUUAUUGUGUUUCAUUGGUGAUUUUUUUCUGUAGACGCAAACAGGUUGUGUGGGUUUGCUCUUGUUAUUAUGUCAUCAAAAAAAAUUCGUCAAUUGAAUAAACUUACAUUUUUAAAUAAAAUCGUGCAGAAAAGAAUCAAAUGAUGAAAAUGAGACUAAUAAACUGUUCUCGUUUCAGCCAGAGAUUCGGGAAAAAUCCGGCAUUCAGGACACAACACAUUCAGUGUCGUCGUCGAAUUCUCCUCACGUUAAUAAUCUAUUUAUUUUUGUGUUAGUGAAGUGUUGGUUCUUUUCUGUAUUCUCUUCCAUUGGUUCGUUUUUAUUGUGAUAAUUUAAUUGGAGGAAAACACCAAAUGUACACCUACCUACCAUGUAAAUACCGAUGAAUUAUUUUUUGAACAUUUCGGUUGGGGUCGCUGGUGUUCGGGUGUUAGUUUUUUGCGCUCCAUUGGUUAAUUCUCUUUAAACCGACAGGUCGAUAACCAGUUUGUGAAUUGAAUUAUUUUUAGUUGAUUGGUUGUUAAUUUGUUUAUGUGGUCGUAUGGAUAUUAGCAGUUUGGUGUUCCAUUGUCGCCCAUGUACUUUUAGUGUAGUUUAUUUUUACGUUACCUGUGUUUUUGGUGCUUUGCGAAAAUAGCUUUAUUUAAUGAGAUGUUGAAUACAUAUAAAUAGGUACAGUGUUUGAGACCAUACUUCAUAGUGUCUGCAUCUCCUCCUUAUUACUUACCUACCUAGCGAUUCGACCUUAAGAUAAUGCAGCGUUUUAUAAAUAGCUUCUGUUUAUUACAAACAGGCACUUAUUCGUUGUUACAUUGCGAUUAGGGACAUCAACAGGUUUUACUUUCUCUGAUAAGGCAUUUGCAGAGGUCGAAUCCGAAUAUGCGUUGACAGUGGCUGGAUGGAGCAAAAGAUCGACAAAAUUAAUAUUUGAAGAAAAAACACAAACAAAUAAUUAGUGUGUCAUAAAAUAUAACGAUAAAAUUGUAAAUUUGUUCGAGAUAUCGUGCUAAAUUUUUAAUUUGUUUUUAGUCGUCAACUUACAAUUUUUUCGGCCAAGACUGUUCUACAGUGUUAGUCUACUAAAAGUAUAUUUUUACUAUAUCCGAUGUUUCGCUUUGUAUCAGGAAAAAUAACACAAGGAAUGAAUCAAAUGACAAAAACUAUUGGAUAGGUGGUGACUGUCAACUUUUUUAAAAUUAACAUUUGUAAAAAAAAUUAAUUACUGCGUUAUAAAAUAUUACGAUAAAAUUGUAAAUUUUUUCGAAAUUUCCUGUAAAAUUUCUAACUUGUUUUCAAUUGAUAACUUACAUUUUUUUUUCUAAUGACUGUUCUACAGGGUUAGUCUACUAAAAGUAUGUUUGCAUUAUAUCGGGUGUCUCGGUUAGGCAUUUUUUUCUGACCAAAUAAUAGUAAAUAAACAAAAAUACUAUUUUUUGAUUCGAAUAACUAGCUAAUUAUGUAACUAACUAAACAGUUUAAUGAAAUGAAAGAAAGUUUUUCUUGAAAUUAACUAAAUGCCAAUUUACAUCACGCUUUUUUAAUGGUUAUUUAAAAAAUAUGUACAGGGGUGUCAUUUGAAACAAGAAUGACAGUCACCGUUUUGACAAUUUUAUCCAAUAGAUUUUGUUAAUUUAUUUAAGAAUAUAUUUUGUUUGUUUGUGAAAAAAAAUUCUUAAGGGGGUGAAUAUCAAAGUGAAGCACCCGUUAUCUCAAAAACGAAAAAUCGCACAGAAUUCAGCGUUUCCUAGUAAAUACUUUGCAUCUUUUUCUAUAUCCGUGAAUUUUUUCCGAAUUUUUCUAAAAUUCCUUAUAAUUAAAAUUAAUUAAUUAAUUAUUACCAAGUAGCUGCAAUGUUUUUAUUUCUUGUGGCAUUUAAGAACAAGCGGUGUUUAAAUUUUGUUUUUACAGAAGAUAAAAAUGACCCAAGCACUAAAAAUUAAUUCAAAAAAUUUUAAAAAUUAAAUCAUUUUUUUCCGUAUUUUUUUUAACAUCAUUUAAGUAUCGUUUGUUUGAGAAUCAAAAUAAAAAUAAUAAAAUUUCAAUUAAUUGAUUUAUUUCUUAUAUUUAAUUUAAUUCGUAAAUAAUUAAUUUUAAUUACAAAAAUUAAAAACAGAUAUUAGCUGUUUCAAAACUAUAAAAACGCCAACGUCUCAUUUUCCCGAAUUAUUUUUUAAAUAAGAGUGAUAAAAUUGUAAAAUAGUUAUAAAUGAUUAGAUCUCUCAUUACAACUAUAAAUUUCAUCGGCUAUUAUUUCCUUGAAGUGCGUGAAUAAGCUAAUUUUGAGAGAAAGUGCGACGUUGGCGUUUUUAUAGUUUUGAAACAGCUAAUACAUGCAUAGAAAAUAAACAAAGUACUUAAUUGCGCACACUGAUGUUUGUGUGAUAAUUAGUUUUUGAGAUAUAGGAAAAAUAUCAGGCUCACCUUAUACAGGGUUAGUCUGUUAAAAGUAUAUAUUUUUACAAUAUCUCGAAAACUAGUAAUUGUACAGAAUUUAGCGGUCGGUAUUAAAUACUUUGUAUUUUUUUGUAUCUCUGAAUUUUUUCUGAACUUUUUACAAUUUCUCAUAAUUCUAAUUAAUUAAUUAAUUAAAUACUAUUAAGUUGCUGCAACAAAUGUAAUUUCUUGUGUUAUUUGAGAACAAGCGAUUAAAUGUUGUCAUUUAGGUACCGUUGGUUUAGAUAAACUUUAUAUUAAUUAUUUCCAAUUUUUUUAUUUAUUGAUAUGAAUUUUUUUAAUUAAUUAAUUUUAAUUAUCAAAGAGAGUAGAAAAAUUUUGAAAAAAAUUUACAUACAUAGAAAAAAGAACAGAGGAUUUUAUUGUACACCCUGAUUUCUGUGUGAUUAUUAGUUUGAGAUACAGUAAAAAUAUUACACUCACCUUAUACGACCCCCCCCUCGUUAUAAUUAAUUAAUUAUUUAUUUUUUUCUUGUUUUGUUAUCAAAUGUCAGAUUUUACGCCUAAUUUUGACGUGACGUUGUCAUUUAUUACGUAACUAGUUAACGGUCUUGGCUAAUUGAUUUGUUUACUGCUUUUUUUAAGUAAAAUUGCACGAAUAAAUUUAUAAUUUACGACGGAAUUCGCAAAAAUUAUGUACGUGAUACGAUAUGAAAAGUCUGCUGUGGUUUAACUCGCAUAAUUUGCUGCGCUGCGCUCACUCGUUUUGGCAAACAUUAUGCUUGUUGAACAAAAUCGGAGUAUUUGAACCAAUAGGGAUAUUAGUUGUGUCGUCUGUUGCUCGUCCGUCCAUUUUGUACCUCUCGAUAUUUUCGAAAGCGUUUUGCAAAUGUUGUAAAUAUAUUCAUAAAGUCUUAAUUCGCGGCUUCGUCGUGCGAAAAAAAAGUGUGAAAGUUUGGUGCGAAAUCCUUUCAUGUAAUCGUUAGAAUCCGACUGCAAGUGCUUCUAGAGUAUGUAAAUGUAUGUAAUAUUUCAUCAACACUGUCACUCCAUCGAUCCACACAUACACACACUUUAUGGUUAUUAAUAUUAUUAUAAGUAAUUGUGCUUUACAAAUCCCAUUGUGUCCAAAUAAAAAAAGCGCUGAUCGGUCUUAGUAGAUAGCCUUUAUAGGAAUUGGAACACAUGUGUACAUUUUAUCUUAGAUAUAGGCCUUACUUUUGGGGUUCGUGUAGCAAGGGUGUGCUCCAUUCAUUUAAGCAAAUAUAAGUGGACACACUGGACAAUAUUCUAAAACACAUCGUUUUUAUCGUUCGUUUGUAUUUGUUUGUUUGUUAUCAAACGUGGGCGUUAGACGAACCUCAUACAGGACGUUUCAGUCGAUCAGUACAUGUAUUCAAAAAUUGAAAUGUUUUGCAGAGGAUGUGGAUUUUUAUGUUUGUUGUAUCAUGUUGAGUUUACCUGUAUAGAUUUUUGUCCUAUAACUAACGCUACCUAUGAAAUAUUGUCAUUUAGCGCGCUGUUCUUUAAAAACCAGUUUUAAAAUGUUGUUUUGAACAAAUUAAGGAAUAAAACAAAGACUCCUA